Syngnathoides biaculeatus (alligator pipefish) is the source of this 2808-nucleotide messenger RNA. It is a transcript of the gene cactin, whose product is annotated as cactin. NCBI's taxonomy places the organism in Eukaryota, Metazoa, Chordata, Actinopteri, Syngnathiformes, Syngnathidae. Gene Ontology annotation, cellular component: cytoplasm; spliceosomal complex. The transcript is spliced from 10 exons. The coding region runs from base 129 to 2666 and encodes 845 amino acids. Gene Ontology annotation, biological process: negative regulation of innate immune response; mRNA cis splicing, via spliceosome. The record is from RefSeq and is a predicted model, not a curated record. Gene Ontology annotation, molecular function: protein binding.
GUUCUGUUAUUUCCUAAAUAUGUGAAUGUAUAGCUAUUAUAAAUUCUGAAAAUAAAAACAAACGUAUUAUAUGCUUUAUUCAUGCGACAAAAUCCGAGCAGGACCCUGUGUCAACGUAAAAUUUCGUGAUGGGUUCGAAAUCAAAGCAAAGGUCCCGUUCUGUGUCCAUAAGUAGGCGAAAUAGGUCCAGAGCAAGUAGGUCUAAAUCGCCAGAGAGAAGGACGAAUCGUUCUCAAUUUGCGGACCCAAAACGUCCCCCCCAGCGCCGUGGACGGUCCGACAGCCGUGAAUCCCGGAGUAGCUCUCCAGACAAACAACGGGCUAAACGUAGGAGCCCCUCAAGAUCCCGAAGUGACUCGGACAGCGUCGGGAGAAGAAUACAACGUGCUAGGAGCAAAUCUAAUGGGAAUUCGUCUAGUUCAUCAGACUCAGAUCAUCCUAAAGAGAGAGGAAGGAGAAGUGACAUGAAGAUGCGAAGCGGAACAUCUCGAGAAAGGAGGAAGGAAAGGUCACCUUCGGGCUCCCGUGAUGGAAGCAGCGAUAGAGAGCGAGGAAGACGGAGAAGCCUCAGCCGAGACAAACAGAGACUAAAGGAGCAGGAUAGAGAAAGAAAGAUGAAAUCUGAGCGAGACAAAAGGAAAAAGAGUACCGAAAGGGAGCGUGGGCGGACCGAGAAAGGUAGAAACAGUGGGAGACAUCAGUCCAGUUCAGCAGACUCCUCUGACAGCUCGGGAUCCGAUCGGCAGAGCAGGACCACCAAAGACAAGGAAGACAAGAAGAAACAGAAGGAGAUGAUGAAGGCUCUGGAGACGCCAGAAGAGAAGAGGGCCAGGAGGUUGGCCAAGAAAGAGGCCAAGGAAAAGAAGAGGAGAGAAAAGAUGGGUUGGAGUGAAGAGUACAUGGGAUACACCAAUGCGGACAACCCAUUUGGUGAUAAUAACCUACUGGGUACAUUUAAAUGGCAAAAGGCGUUGGAUAAGAAAGGGAUCGGCCACCUCGGAGAGAAAGAUCUUAAGGAGAGGAACAAACGCAUCCAGGAGGAAAAUCGCAGAGAACUCCAGAAGGUAAAGCAACUGCGUUUGGAGCGUGAGCGAGAGAAGGCGAUGCGGGAAACGGAGCUGGAGAUGCUGCAGAGAGAGAAAGAAGCGGAGCAUUUCAAGACCUGGGCUGAACAGGAGGACAACUUCCAUCUGCAUCAGGCCAAACUACGGUCUAAGAUUAGAAUCCGUGAUGGCCGUGCAAAACCCAUUGACCUCCUGGCGAAGUACAUCAGUGCAGAAGAUGACGAUCUGGCUGUUGAGAUGCAUGAACCGUAUACCUUCCUUAAUGGGCUGACAGUCACAGAUAUGGAUGAUCUUCUGGAAGAUAUUAAGGUUUAUAUGGAGUUAGAACAAGGUAAAAAUGUCGAUUUUUGGAGAGACAUGACCACCAUCACUGAGGAUGAAAUCAGCAAGCUAAGGAAACUGGAGGCCUCUGGAAAGGGACCAGGAGACCGUCGUGAUGGCAUCAACACGGCCGUGAGCACCGACGUCCAGACCGUGUUCAAAGGAAAGACAUACAGCCAGCUGCAGGCUCUCCACCUUAACAUAGAGACCAAGAUCCGGGCCGGAGGAUCCAACCUUGACAUCGGCUACUGGGAGAGUCUGCUGCAGCAGGUGCGGGUCUACAUGGCAAGAGCCAGGUUGAGAGAGCGACACCAGGAUGUGCUGCGUCAGAAGUUGUUUAAGCUGAAGCAGGAACAAGGCGUAGACAGCGAACCUUUGUUCCCCAUCAUUAAGGAGGAGCCAAUGAGCGACGACAUUGAUGACAGAGCAGAAGGGCAAUCAGAAGAGUCAACAUCAGAAAAUCCCGGCCAGUCAUCUUCUUCCUCGGCCCAAAAUGCCAGCAAGAGACCCGCAAGAGAUGACGGCCCGUCCACGUCUACGUCGGAAAGCGGCAAGCAGAAUGAGGACGGAGGAAAGAGUGGAGAAAAGAAGGAUGACGAGAAGGGCGAGGAGGUUGAGGCCGUUUUGACGGAGGAGGAUCUGAUCCAGCAGAGCCAGGCCGAGUACGAUUCAGGCCGCUACAGUCCCACGCUACUCACGUCGUCCGAGCUGCCGCUGGACACGCACACCAUCACCCCUGAGGAAGACGCACACAGGCUGCAGUUAGCGCGCAGGCAGCUGCAGGUCACAGGUGACGCCAGCGAGAGCGCGGAGGAUGCCUUCGUGCGUCGCGCCAAAGAGGGAAUGGGCAACGACGAGGCCCAGUUCAGCGUGGAGAUUCCCGUCACCGGCAAGAUGUACCUGUGGGCGGACAAAUACCGACCGAGGAAACCUCGCUUCUUCAACAGGGUCCAUACUGGUUUUGAGUGGAACAAAUACAACCAGACCCACUACGACUUUGAUAACCCUCCCCCUAAGAUCGUCCAGGGCUAUAAGUUUAAUAUUUUCUACCCGGACUUGAUAGACAAGCGCUCCACCCCUCAGUACUUCCUUGAGCCCAGUCCUGAUAACAAGGACUUUGGGAUCCUAAGAUUCCACGCCGGGCCGCCGUACGAGGACAUCGCAUUUAAGAUAGUAAACAGGGAGUGGGAGUAUUCGCACCGCCACGGUUUCCGCUGUCAGUUCGCUAAUGGGAUCUUUCAGCUGUGGUUCCACUUCAAGAGGUACCGCUACAGGAGGUGAAGCUAACUAGCGGCAUCGUAAUCAUUUUCAUGUAAUUAAGCCCUUUUCUUGGUGGUUUUGGGUCCACAACUCUGUAAAAGUGCUUAGUAAUUGAAUCUGUUAAAAAUCUAUAUUAAAGAUGUAUUCUUUUUUUUUUUUUUAC